This is a messenger RNA of Malassezia globosa CBS 7966, 1083 nucleotides long. RefSeq lists its product as uncharacterized. Gene Ontology annotation, molecular function: cyclin-dependent protein serine/threonine kinase activator activity. Gene Ontology annotation, cellular component: nucleus; cyclin/CDK positive transcription elongation factor complex. Gene Ontology annotation, biological process: regulation of transcription by RNA polymerase II; positive regulation of DNA-templated transcription, elongation. The record is from RefSeq and is a predicted model, not a curated record. Bases 1 to 1083 code for a protein of 360 amino acids. The transcript has a single exon. Lineage: Eukaryota; Fungi; Basidiomycota; Malasseziomycetes; Malasseziales; Malasseziaceae.
AUGGCUGACGCGGUUUCAGCAGACGCAGCAGCCGCGACGCAGUGGCUCUUUACGCGCGAGGAUCUGCAAUUCACACCCAGUGUGACGGGCGUAUAUGACGCACUCCUGGAUGCAUCGUCAUCGCCUAACAAACAUUUAGCACAGACCAUGACGUCAGAGCAGGAGCGUGUUCUCCGUGGUAAGGGGGUACACCUUAUUUACAAGAUGGGCGAAUUUCUCCAAGUUGGUCAGCAUGUCAUGGUUGCAGCUGCGACGUAUUUUCACCGCUUCUUUAUGCGCCGACCACUGCAGGUCCAUCGUGCUGGCAGCGGAUGGUCUCAUUACGAAAUAGCAGCAGCAUGUGUGUUUCUAGCAUGCAAGUCGGAGGAAUCGCUACGGAAGUUGCCAUUUAUCGUCGAUGCUGUUAUGGCAUCGCUCGACAAGUCGCCAGAAGGUCAAAUGCGUUGGGCUGACCGUUCUUUCCGCUCGCAUCAUGGCUCUCACGAGUUUGCGAAAUGGCGAGACUGUAUUCUGUUGCAUGAGGAAGCGCUACUAACGACACUCUGCUUUGACCUGGUGGUGCCUCAGCCACAUGAGGCGCUGGUGCGUGCGACGCGCGCGAUGGAAGUUGAACCUGCUUUGGCUCGUCUUGCAUGGACGAUCCUAAAUGACUGCAUGCGUGAUCCUGUGUGUCUAUUCUUUGAUGCGCCUGUGCUUGCCGCAGGUGCCUUCCUGAAGGCAUGUUGUGAGCGGCAUGUCGAUCCAGCCAUGUAUUAUGCGGCUCGUCCGCGUGAUGCUCCACGCAUUGAUACGGCAGAUGCAUAUUUUGACUGGCUCGAUGCAUUCGACGUGGACGAGGACGAGGCUCGAGAGGCCAUGACUGCUAUAGAUGCGGAUGUGUAUGACUUUCAUAUGCCGCUACAACGGCCAACUGUCUCUAAGCCAGCACACACGGCGGGAGUGCGUGAAUCACCAGCCGAGUCCGGGGCGCCACCCACUGAGCCUUUACCUUCAGCGACUCCAUCCGACUCGGCGUCUGCCCCCGCCGCACCUUCCGUGUCAGAGUCUGAUGUGCCUGAGCCUCCACCAACUAACGUCACAUGA